AUGGAGACGAAAUCUAAGCUGCUGGACCUGGACAUCGAGGAAAUGCAGAAUCAGGAGGACCCGAGAGACUACUGCUAUGGAGGAUACCACCCUGUUCAGAUAGGGGACACACUUAACAGACGAUAUCAGGUGCUGACAAAACUGGGCUGGGGCUACUACUCUACUGUCUGGCUCUGCCUGGACCUCAGGCUUGGCCGGCGGGUGGCAGUGAAGGUGAUAAAGAGUGGGCCAGGCUUUGCCCAGGCCGCACAGGAUGAACUGACACUGCUGCGCUGUGUCUGCGGCCCCAACAGGAAGCACUCGUAUAGCCAGUGUGUGGUCCAGUUGCUGGAUGAGUUCAAACUGGCUGGGGUCAAUGGGAUUCACAUGUGCCUGGUUAUGGAACUGCUCGGUCCGGACCUGCACAGUUGGCAGGAGUGCUUUGGGAACCCGGGUCUACCGCUGCCCUGGGUCAAGCGUGUCAUACAACAGGUUCUUCAGGGCCUGGAUUACCUACAUAACCAGUGUAAAAUCAUACAUACUGACAUCAAGCCAGAAAAUAUACUGCUGUGCAUGGAGAAGCAAUCCCACAAUCACACAGAGGGAAUCACAGUGAAGAUCGCAGACCUCGGCAGCUCCUGCUGGGUGUACAAGCACUUCAGCGAUGAAAUCCAGACCCGUCAGUACCGCUCACUGGAGGUUCUGCUGGGCUCAGAGUACGGCCCGCCAGCAGACAUCUGGAGCGUGGCUUGCAUGGCUUUUGAGCUGGUCACCGGCGAACCACUGUUUGAGCCCAAAGCUGGGAAGACUUUCUCCUUGGAGGAAGACCACUUGGCUCAUAUUGUUGAACUUCUGGGAAAGAUACCAAGCUCUGUGGUUCUGUCGGGCAAAUAUUCUGCUCAGUACUUUAAUCAUAGAGGGGAUCUGAGGAGGAUUGGGGUUCUGCGGCCGUGGGGCCUUUAUGAGGUUCUUGUAGAGAAGUACCACUGUGGACUGAAAGAGGCAACUUUAUUCUCUGACUUCCUGCUGCGCAUGCUGGACUUCGUGCCAGAGAGGAGGGCGACUGCAGCCCAGUGUCUCAACCACCCCUGGAUCAACUCCUGA
This is a messenger RNA of Megalops cyprinoides (Indo-Pacific tarpon), 1083 nucleotides long. Its product is annotated as SRSF protein kinase 3. The record is from RefSeq and is a predicted model, not a curated record. Gene Ontology annotation, biological process: regulation of mRNA processing; protein phosphorylation; spliceosomal complex assembly. The transcript is spliced from 12 exons. Bases 1 to 1083 code for a protein of 360 amino acids. NCBI's taxonomy places the organism in Eukaryota, Metazoa, Chordata, Actinopteri, Elopiformes, Megalopidae. Gene Ontology annotation, molecular function: ATP binding; protein kinase activity.